AUGAUGUCGCUCGAGAAACAAGGAGGAAUCACUCACCUCCAGGCCGUCAGUGAACCGCCGGCCCAACGAGUCGUCUCGAAGCCCACACCCGAAGCACAGAAGAAAGACCCGAGGGGCUACCAGGUCGAGCAGAUACGCCGUCGUUUCUCGCCACGUGAAACGACACUGAGCGACGGCACCACGUCCCUCAUCUUCCGCAUCAAACCCUCAGACCCAGACUUUCCGUUCGACCUGGAUUUCCUCGAGUGUGACCUUCACGUGCCAGAGGACUAUCCCGAGACAGGCCCAGUUCUACACGUCAAGAACCGGAACAUCCCACGCGGUUUUGGUAUCAACGUCGAGCGCGGAUGGGAGCGGAUCGUCCGAGAGAAGCGCGGCGCCGCGACCCUUCUCGCCUUCACCCAUGCCCUCGACAAGAAUCUCGAGGUGUUUCUGUCGGAGCAAAAGGUAGAAACGGUCAAGCUCACCAUCUUCAAGGAUGACAGGCAUGAGACGCCGUCCACCCCAUCGUCUCAGUCGGCUGCCGUCGCACUGGAAGCCGCAACCCUUACACAGGCACCAUCUGCGCCGCAGCCUACGAAACGUUAUGUUCCUGAUGAGCCUGCCUACACCCAGGAGCAGAUUGCCGAAGCUAAAGCCCGCCGAGCGCAGGAGGCACGCCAGAUCGAGACGCGCAUGGGUCGGCUGAGUCUUUACCGGCGCUCCGCCGACGGUAUUGUUUACACGUUGCCAAUUGAGCCGAAGAGACGGUCUGAGCUUCCGGCUUCGUUGCAGGCCGUGAAGACACUGCAUAUGAUUGUGCCGUUGCUGUAUCCCCUCCAGCCUCUACGAAUUCAGCUGAACGAGGUCGACUCGUUUGAUGCCGAACCUGUCGAGGAACUGUUCAUUCAGAAGGCUGCCGAGCAAAAGCAGAUGAAUUUGACCAGCCAUCUGAACUACCUCGCCCAGAACCUACACGUGUUGGCCAAACAGGCUCAGGUUACAAAACAGAAGCAGGAAGCUGAGGCCAAGGCCAAGGAGAGUGCUGCACCAGCGGCUGCGGCCUCGCACACGUCUCAGGAGAAGCAGCCGGAAGGUUCGCUCGGCGACAGGAGUCACGUCAAGGUCAUUCCACGUCCUCCCGAGUGGGCCACGGCUGCCGAUGACUCGGACUCGUCCGACUAUAGCUACGAUUCCGACACUGGCUCCGAUGCAGGCGGCGCCGCACUCGAGCACGACGAUCCCGCAGCAGACUCGCCCGCGACAGCCGUCGCUGCCGACACACCUGAGCGAGGCACAGCUCUAACCUUUCCAGGCAUUGAACUGCACAACAUUGAGCUGUUCCAAGUCUCCCUCCUCAGCAUCACAGCAAAGUGUGCUCGUUGCAAAACCUUCAACGAGGUGACCAACCUCCGCGACGGCGUAGAGCAGACCCUCUCCUGCCGCAAGUGCGCCGCCGGCCUUGCAGCCCGUUUCCGCGCACAGCUCGUCCAUGCGCACUCGUCGCGUGCCGGCUUCCUCGACGUGGCCGGCGCAUCAGUCGGCGACAUGCUGCCAUCGACUUUUAUUCCAACAUGUGCCAAGUGCUCAACCGCGGCACCGGGACUCGUCUCUAUCAGAGGCGACGCCACCUCCAACGUCUGCCGGUCGUGCCACGCCAAGUUCACCUUCAAGAUCCCCGACGUGCGCUUCCAAACGUACACGCCGGGCCUCCUCUCGGCGCCGGCGGCCGGGGUCGUCCGGGCCAGGGCCGAGAAGCUCGGGUUGCACGCGGGCGACCCGCUGCCGUCCCGGGGCGCGUGUGCGCACUACAGGAAAAGCUACCGGUGGUUUCGCUUCAGCUGCUGCAGCCGCGUGCACGCGUGCGAUCGAUGCCACGACGAGGCGGAAGAUCACGUCAACGAGUGGGCGAGCCGCAUGGUGUGUGGGUGGUGCAGCCGAGAGCAGCGUUACGCCGUCGACGCGUGCGGAUUCUGCGGACGCAGCGUCAUCGGGCGUAAAGGUCACGGGUUCUGGGAGGGAGGCAAGGGCACGAGAGACCGGGCGCUCAUGUCGCGGAAGGACAAGAGGAAGUACAAGCGCGUGGGACCUGCAAAGAAGGAGUGA
This is a messenger RNA of Verticillium alfalfae VaMs.102, 2085 nucleotides long. Its product is annotated as CHY zinc finger domain-containing protein. NCBI's taxonomy places the organism in Eukaryota, Fungi, Ascomycota, Sordariomycetes, Glomerellales, Plectosphaerellaceae. The transcript has a single exon. Gene Ontology annotation, molecular function: zinc ion binding. The record is from RefSeq and is a predicted model, not a curated record. The coding region runs from base 1 to 2085 and encodes 694 amino acids.